GCUGAGUUUUGUGACGACUGUGUUCGUAUCAUCCAACACUCACUGUCGUCUGAAACAGAACAGUCGUACAACCUGAAGCGAAAUAAUCGCACGUCUUGCGCCAUCUUCCUGAAGAAUAUGAAUAAGAUGUUCCCCUGGUACCAAGUGGAAACGUCCAAGUCAUGGGAGCAGAACCAGAAGUACCCUGAUGGUAUGUUGUCCCAAGCUGUACUACCACCACACAGUGAUCAUGAAUACGCACAGUGGAUGCAGAGGAAACACCCAUUGCCUGGAGUGGUACAGCCCUCCCCUCUUAAACGACUCCCCUUCUCGCCCACGAGUAGGGCCCCAGCUAGAAUCAUCGGAGGAAGUGCUCAAGUGACCCCCUUGAUGGAGCCCAAUACAGAUGAUACCAGACGAUGCUGUUUAUGCGGGAGAUUCUCAGAUGAAGAUCCUAACGGUGGGGGAAGGUUGCUCUACUGCGGACAGGAUGAGUGGAUACACAUCAACUGCGGUCUGUGGUCGGCGGAGGUAUUUGAAGAAAUGGACGGAUCGUUAGUCAACGUUCACGCUGCAAUCUGGAGAGGCAGGCAGCUGCGUUGCGAGAACUGCAACAAGUUUGGAGCGACAGUCGGCUGCUGCCAGCGAGGGUGUCCUGCCAAUUUCCACUUCAUGUGUGCUCGGGAGAUUAAAUGCGUCUUCCAGGAGGACAAGAAAGUCUUCUGCAACACGCAUCGUGAUAAAGUGGAUCGAGAUAUCAUCCAAGAUGGUAACUUCGCCGUGCUGCGUCGUGUCUGCGUCAGCCUAGACAACAUGAAACUCAAUCGUAACUUCACUCAGGGACUUGAAGUCAGUCGUAUCAAUGUCAUGGUUGGGUCGUUGACUGUGGAUGACCUAGGUCGUCUCGGUCCCUCCUCGGACCAACAGGAUGCCCUGUAUCCUCUAGAGUUCAGGUGUCAGCGAGUCUACUGGAGUACCUUUGACGCACAACGGCGCUGUGUCUACACGAUCCGCAUCUAUGAAUGCAGUGUCAGCACCCCAAAGUCGCCCCUCGAUGUCAACCACACCACAGCCCACAGUCCGGGCGCCCUCCAUAAAAGGAAGUCUCGUUCAAUCACGGAGCUCCCGAACGACAUGCCGAGCAUUCCUGAGGAAGAUGAAGGGAUGCAACUCCGAGGCAAGGAGGCGGGAGUUGAGAUGAUUGACGGUGUCUUUGAAUUAUCUCUCGACAGUACAGGAUUAGAGUCAUUGCUGGAUCCAGAGACUCUCCUACAGUGUGAGGCGGAUCUAAGAGAAGGUUGCAUCGAUCCGGAGAUGGCUCUUAAUGCGGCCUUCGAACAGAUUAACUCAGAAAUUGCCAUGGAGAUCGGAGAGUAUGAUCUUUCGCUUAAAGAUCAGCCUCCUAUGUUAGACCAAGCUCUGAUGGAUUACCCUGAUGAUAGGACUCCAGUGGUAAAUUAAAACAAAAGCUGCCCUUCGUUCGGACUUCAGAGUCAAGACCCGGCAUUCCAAUCUACUGUCGGCGAUGUUAGACUUACCCAGUCUUGGCCGAUACCGCCGUCUAACACGUCUGGUCUUUCGGAGAAAACACUAAAGAGUUUGCCUCGUGCCCUUGCCAACCCGAGCUUGACCAUGGUAAAUCUGGCUCAUGAUAAUGACCUCUCAUCUGAUCUGAGUCGGAUGGUCAUGAGCUUGAAUAACGCUGCCCAGAGCGGCCGAACCGAGGAGAUGACAAGAAGAUCUUCCCAAGACAGUAGUGUGUCGUCAGAGACUGUUCCUUCAGGAGCUGCUGCUCAACUUGGCCAUGUUGAAGCUGUAUGCUCCCAGGAAGGGCAACCCAAAGACAUUGUAGGUUUCUCACAAGUUGGUGGAGCAGCAAAGAUGGCAAUUCCAAGCUCUGAAUCUGGAGUUGGUGCCACAUUCUCAACAGGCUUCUCUGUGAGGUCAAUGGGACCUCAACAGGCUCUCCUGAGAGGUCAACGGGCGAAGCAUCAACUGGGGCUACAGCAAUUUUCGACUCUACCACACAAAACUCUGAGUUAA
Molecule: messenger RNA, 2022 nt
Organism: Asterias rubens (European starfish)
Lineage: Eukaryota; Metazoa; Echinodermata; Asteroidea; Forcipulatida; Asteriidae
Product: histone-lysine N-methyltransferase 2A-like
Biological process (GO): positive regulation of DNA-templated transcription
Cellular component (GO): histone methyltransferase complex; nucleus
Molecular function (GO): protein binding; histone H3K4 methyltransferase activity
Source: RefSeq, a predicted model, not a curated record